Molecule: messenger RNA, 3549 nt
Organism: Oncorhynchus tshawytscha (Chinook salmon)
Lineage: Eukaryota; Metazoa; Chordata; Actinopteri; Salmoniformes; Salmonidae
Product: protein phosphatase Slingshot homolog 1
Exons: 16
Coding region: 185-3256 (1023 amino acids)
Biological process (GO): negative regulation of actin filament polymerization; protein dephosphorylation; actin cytoskeleton organization
Cellular component (GO): cytoplasm
Molecular function (GO): protein tyrosine/serine/threonine phosphatase activity; actin binding
Source: RefSeq, a predicted model, not a curated record
AGCAUCCGGCAAAGUGUCAGAACAGAAUCGCUUGUCAUUUAUGCGCUGCAUGCAACCUGGCUGCGAUGUAUUUUGUUUGUCUGCACGAUAAAUGGGUCAAUCUAGGCGCAUCUUGGCCCAGAGCAACGCGCCUACCUCCCCCCCCCAUUCAAAGGUCUCCUCCUCUCCGUAGUAGUAGCCAGACAUGGCUCUGGUAACCCUACAGCGCUCUCCCACCCCAAGCGCAGCAUCCACCGCCAGUACCAACGCGGGGGAGGAAUUAGGGUGUGAUGAUGACCGGAGAGCAAAUCAAAGCCUCAGCGAGAGCUUCUUCAUGGUCAAAGGAGCUGCCCUCUUCCUGCAACAGGGCACCAAUUCACAGGGACCCAAGACCCCUACACACCACAAACACGCAGGUGACUUACCCCGACACCUGCAGGUAAUGAUUAACACCCUACGCUCUGAGGACCGCAUUAAACUGGCUGUACGGUUAGAGAGUGGUUGGUCUGACCGUGUGCGGUACAUGGUUGUGGUCUACACCAGUGGUCGACAGGACACAGAGGAGAAUAUCCUGCUAGGGAUGGACUUCACCGAUAAGGACAGUAAAAGCUGCUCUAUCGGCAUGGUGCUACCGCUAUGGAGCGAUACGAAGAUCCAUUUAGAUGGAGAUGGAGGAUUUAGUGUGACCACAGGAGGACGAUCGCAUGUCUUCAAGCCUGUUUCUGUGCAGGCCAUGUGGUCUGCGCUGCAGAUCCUCCAUAAGGCAAGCGAUGUGUCUCGCAGGCACAACUACUUCCCCGGGGGCAUGGCCCUCACGUGGAUGGGCUUCUAUGAGAGCUGUAUCACCUCCGAGCAGAGCUGCAUCAACGAGUGGAACACUAUGACCGACCUGGAGACCAUGCGGCCCGACUCACCUGCCAUGUUCGUCGACCGGCCAACGGAGAGAGAGCGAACCGAGUGUGCAAUCAAAGCUAAACUACGCAGCAUGAUGAUGUUCCGGGACCUGGAGAAUGUCACUUCCAAGGAGAUCCGUGUGGAGCUGGAGCAGCAUAUGAGUUGUAACCUGAAGGACUACAAAGAGUUCCUCGACAAUGAGAUGCUGCUGAUCCUGGGUCAGAUGGACAAAGCCACACUCAUCUUUGACCACCUCUACCUGGGCUCUGAGUGGAAUGCCUCCAAUCUAGAGGAACUACGGGACUGUGGUGUGGGCUACAUCCUCAACGUGACCAGGGAAAUAGACAACUUCUUCCAGGGCACGUUCUCCUACCACAAUAUCCGGGUGUUUGAUGAGGAGGCCACAGACCUGCUGGCCCACUGGAACGAGACCUACAACUUCAUCGUCAGAGCCAAAAAGAACCAUUCUAAGUGUCUGGUCCACUGUAAGAUGGGUGUGAGCCGGUCAGCCUCCACGGUCAUAGCGUAUGCCAUGAAGGAGUAUGGCUGGACUCUGGAGAAGGCCUACAACUUUGUGAAGCAGAAGAGGAGCAUUGCUCGGCCCAACGCUGGCUUUAUGAAGCAGCUGGCAGAGUACGAGGGCAUCCUGGACGCUAGUAAACAGCGCCACAACAAGCUGUGGAGGCCCGAGGGAGGGGAGGACAUCCCAGAUGAGGCAUCUGGCCAGUGUUGUGGGGGAGAGGAUACACCCGUGGAGGAUGAGGCCUGGGGGGGAGAGGGCUGCAGCGCCUCCCCCUGCCGGGGCCUGGAGGUGGACGCCCUGGACCCUCUCAACUACAAUUACUACUUCAGACGGCUGUCGGACACGGCCCUGGACAGCGAGCCCUCCACCCCAGUGCGCGGCCCUCCCCUGCUGGGCAUGGAAAGGGUGUUCAUCGAGAUCGAGGAUGUGGAGAGGGACGCCCUUCUGGAGGAUGAGGGCUUCCCCAUGGCCCAACUGGCUUUGCCCGGGGAGGGCACUGCCGCCCAAACCUGUGGGGGCCGCCUGGAGCCCCUGGAGGACAUGAGGCUACGCCUGGAGUUCAGCACGGUGGAGGAGGAGGACGAGGAGGAGGCACAGAAGGAGGAGGCGGAGAUGGCCGCCCUGGCACGGACACCUGCAGGAGGAGAGGGAGUGACGGAGGACGAGGAGAGGAAGGAUCAGGCCAACGUAAACCGCUUCAACAACGAGAACGCCAACAACAGUAACCGCCUGGCUGCCAAGCGCAGCUGCCCCGCUGCCUUCGACGACAGUGCUAGCACAGGAAACCCUUACAAAGUGAAGCCCUCCUACCAGUCCUGUAAAGACUGCCUGCGUCUGCCACCAGGGCGGCGCUGUGAGCGCCCGGCAGGAGGCCGCAACCACCGCCUUAACCCCACACGCCACUGCGGGGUGGUCCCCACUAUCUCCAUAGACCCCCCUGGCACCCACUUCACCAACACACCCACCCCCCACUCACCCUGUGCCCUCCCUGCCACCAUUGCCCGCCUGGAGGCCUACCGCCAGCGGCUGGUGUCGCCCAUGAGCUGCGAGGAGCUGCCCCGAGACAGACACUGCUCCCUAGAGACGGAGGACAUGGACGAGCUACAGGAGGAAGAGGAGGAAGAACAGGAGCCAAAGCCAGGGAGGGAGGCGGGGACUGGAGUCAUCACAGAGCUCACUUUUAUGAAGCUCAGCUUGGAGGGGGAGAGGCCAGUGGGUCAGCCUCCUGGUGUGGAGUUGCAGCCUGCUGGGGUGGAGGUGGACCCUCCUAGUGGUGGAGUGGAGCCACAGCAGGAGCAGGAGGCCCUGGCCCAGCUACAGAGGACAGGGCUGGAGCUGGGGCUGGUGAGGCAGAGCGCGGACCAGCUGGAGAGGCUCUCAGGACUGGCCAUGGAAGGUCCACUCUCAGGGGCAUGGCUGUCUGAGCAGAUGGACCUGAGCUUGGCAGUGGAGGAGAUGGAGGUGGAGGGGGAUGUAAGGGUGCAUUCUGAAACCCACAUCCCUUCUACCAGCUGUGUGGUCACAGCCGCAGACCCCCAGAUGAACACCACCCCAGUGUCGUACCCCCAGUGGUCCACCCAGACUUGGACCCCUGUGUCCUCCCCCCAUGGCUCCACCCUCACCCGGAGCUUAAGCAGUGUCAGCCUCGACAGCAACUGCGGGGGACGCCCAGGCCUGGUCAGGCCGCGCACCCAGGAGAUGGAGACCCGCAUGAGGCUGGCCGGCCUGACCGUCCCCUCCCUGCUCAAACGCUCUAGCUCCCUGGCCAAACUGGGAGGGCUCACCUUCUCCACCGAGGACCUCUCAGACCUGGCUGAUGAUCAGGCCCAGCUGUUCUUCACCGUGCCCCCAGCCCUCUGAGUCCCCAUCCACCCCCUGGAGCUGACUGUGUUUCCAGUGUCUCUCUUCCAGUCAGGUUCCAUGUGUCUGAACCACCUGACCGUGUAAGAGCAGUUUGAAGGAGCAGGGAGAAAUUUGCCAGGUGUCCUGGAGACAUGCCUGAGAAAUAUUAGCAGCAUGUUGGCUGGAAGAAAGUAAAAUAACUAAAGAUUUCCUAUUCCUAUUAUAGACCGUAUACAAAACAUUAAGAACACCUUCCUAAUAUUGAGUUGGACCCCCCCCUUCCCCUUUUGCCCUCAGAACAGCCUCAAUAC